GGCUGGAGUGGUCCAGCUGCGGGGCCGAGGUGCAGCGAGCCACAGGGUCGAUCCAUAGCGCCAUGGCCUGCAUCCUCAAGUGAGAAACGUCCUUCUGGACUCAUAUCUGCACUCCCCAAGGAGCCUUGUGCUGAGACUGGAUCCUUCUAGAUGAGAGAUUUGGAGACGUUGACAUCAAUACUCCCCAAAGAAUCACUAAGGAAGCCUGUGAUUGCCGUGAGCUUCAUAGCCCUGUGCAUCUUACUGCUAGCCAUGCGCCUUGUCAAUGAUGCGACUUUCCCUUUGCUCCUGAACUGCUUUGGACAGCCUAAGACCAAAUGGAUCCCUUUGCCCUACACAUACAGGCAGCCUCUUCGAACUCACUAUGGAUACAUAAAUGUGAGGACCCAAGAGCCUUUGCGGCUGAACUGUAACCAUUGUGCCGUCGUGUCAAAUUCAGGUCAGAUGGUCGGGCAGAAGGUAGGGGAAGAGAUAGACCAUGCAUCCUGCAUCUGGAGGAUGAACAACGCCCCCACCAAGGGGUUUGAAGAAGAUGUCGGCUACAUGACAAUGGUCCGAGUUGUGUCACAUACCAGUGUCCCUCUCUUGCUGAAAAAUCCUGACUAUUUUUUCAAGGAAGCAAGCACGACCAUUUAUGUCAUCUGGGGCCCUUUCCGCAACAUGAGGAAGGACGGUAAUGGCAUCGUGUACAACAUGUUAAAGAAGACGGUCGAUGCCUAUCCGAACGCGCAGAUCUAUGUGACCACGGAGCAGCAGAUGACUCACUGUGAUAGAGUGUUUAAGGAUGAGACGGGGAAGGACAGCUGCCAGGUGCUUCAUGAACAGACCCACCCAGAGAACCUGAAGCCACCAACACUCUUGAUCCUCAGGAGGCAAAUGUCACAAUCACCCAGAGCAGAAACAAAAGACCCAAGCAGAGGACUAAAGCUGCUAGCAAAAGCAUCUGGGUUUCGUUCUUCAGAGCACCUCCCCAAGCAUCUGGUCCUUUCUCUCACCUGCAUGCCAAAGCUGUCGUCCAGAAGUGCUGGAUAUCCUGCUGCAACAGACUUCUGCUUAAAGCAUCUACCGGUUGUCUUCAUCAAAGCAUGUCGUAAAUUAUUCCACAUUCGACUAUGAAUGUCUGUUGUAAGUUACUCCACAUUUGACUAUGAAUGUCUGUGGUCUAGCUAACUGCUCAGUCCUUAUGGGGGAUAUGUACCCUUUCCAUGGCCACCUUGGCUUUCAAACCUUCCUUUACCACACACAGCCCCUUGCCCGAUCUGUCUUCUUCCACCCCAUAAAUAGAUGUUCACAUGCAACUCUUCAGGUUUGUAAAAAAUUAACCAUAUUUUUUGAAAGUCAUAUGGCUGAAUGAAUUUUCAGGCCACUAAACACCUUCACAGGCAGAUACAUAGCUCUGCAUCUCUACUGCCAUCCAGGAUGGGAACCACCUUAAUGUUUCUGUGGCAAGGCACAGUUCAAGACACACUGCCUUGGUGAAUCUCAAGUUUUCCACUAAGAAUAGGGGUAUUAACUGUGUGUUUUAACAUAACAGAAACUUAGGGGAAAAUUUUUAAAAUACUACUUUUUAAUAUCAGCUUAAUGGCUACUUACUAAUUACUGCUACAAAAGCAGAAGUAAAGACAUAGGCCAUUUCCCCCUAACAGACAAACAAACACUGUUUCCCACAGUGCCGAAGUCUCCAGCCUGACGGAAGAAGCAGUCCGUAGAGAAGGUCCCGGCCUGUAUGUGGACAUAGACACCUUCAUCUGGCGACUUCAACACACUCAGUGUUCUGUCUUGCCUUUGUUGCUGUCGUAAAGCACUAGCCUUUGUUGCUGUCGUAAAGCACUAAGCAAACCAACUUGGGGGAGAAAAGGAUUUAUUUGGCUUACAUCACAUCACAAGCCAGGGCAGGAGUUCAAGGCAGGAACUGAAGCACCGUCCAUGGUGGAAAGCUGUUUAUUGGCUUGCUUUCCAUGGCUUGCUUAGCUACUUUUUUUUUAAUACAACCCAGAAUCACUGGCUGGGGUGGCAGUGCCCACCGUGGGCUGUGCCCUCCUCCAUUAACUAACAAGAAAGAAAAUGUUCCACCUUCAUGCCGGUCUAAUGAAAGCGAGUCCUCAGUCGAGGUUCCCGCUUCUUAGGUGUCUUUAGUUUGUGUCAAAUUGACAAAAAGUAACCAACAUGCCCAGGCUGUAGGACAAAUUGGUAGGCUAGCUGGGCUCUAUUCUCUGUCGAAUAUGAAUCUAGAAUGUACAGCAUUAUGCUCUCAGAGACAAGCGGAUGUCCUCCUACAUUGUUACAGCCAAGCUGUGAGCAAUCCCAGAAGGCUUUAUCAUGUUCCAGUGUGACUGUGAGUUUGAAGAGCUGAGCUUCUUUGCUAAUAUACAAGUGCUCAAUAUACAGGACCUGCUAUGAAAUGAUUACUUCCACUGUUUAUGUCCUAAUUUAGGGAAUUGCCAGUGGCAAGCAGGAGCUGGGGCUCUUGUGUCAGGUAACAUGAACUGUACAAAUAUAAAACAUGUCUCCCUUGUCUGGGACGGACACACACAUACACACACACACACACACACACACACACACACAUACACACACAUGCCAUUUUUCUCUAGUGGUUGAUAUCUACUCUCAGUAGUCAAUUGAAGUGAUCAGCUGCUUCGAGUAGUCAUGUCCCUAAGAACCGAGUGUGCUCACACUCAGCGGUGCCCACAGGAAUGCAAUUAAUUCUUUCCUAAUAAUACCCACUUAGUAGAUAGGCAGGUUAGACAUGAGAGGCGUGGUGAUAAGCUACCUCCUGUUUGCUCACUCAUUAGGGACAGCGGUCCUCGAUCUUAAUGGAGUGCCACAAUCCAAUUAGAGUGCUGCCGUUGCAUGUGGCAGUCCUGCCUUGAGAGGCGCCGGUGUUUAGCUGGAAAGGCCGCCAUCUGGGCCUCACCCUACCCUCCUUUCCACUGCUUUCACUAUGAUGCUCCAGUCUUGCUUUCCGUGGGCAUGCCUGGAAUGCUGCCAUUUUCCAAAUGCCGAUAAUGCGACAAUCAGCUUGCUGCUCGGCAGAACAACUCAUCCCUAGAAAAGUUGGUAAUGAUUUCAGAAGUUCUUUUGAGUUUUUAAUCACAACACAGAGAGGAAAUGCCCCAUUUGUGUGUGAUUGUGACAGAGAUGAAAAGCGAUUUCAGAUCACUGGAGAGGAUUUGACAGCUGCGGAAGCCUUCAGUUCAGUGCCGGCUGCAUUGUUUAGACAGAAGUGCCUGUUUUGGACAGCCACUUUCUCAGGGAAGGUCAGGAUCAGGAACAUCUGGACCUCACUAAGUAAUUUGAUGUAAUAACCCAAGUGCUGCAAUGCAAGGUGCUGCAGGGGACACCCUGAUGGGCUGGCCUCAUCCUUGUUUUUCUGACUGAGAGCCCACGGUGAUGAACUCAGAUGCCAUAGAACCAAGUAGAAUGUGGGCUCAGCUUUACUUCUAAUAACUUUUCUCUUUAUAACUUAGAAUCAAGUCAGACACCAGCAUGGUGCUACGUCUUCCCAGAAUGCAAGGCUUACAUUUAAAGUAGACACUGUGUACCUCUACGCUUCCACGUGUCUGGCAUUCAGUUAUGAGUUCCAGAGCCAUUGACUAGAGUCAGGGGCUCAUAAGCUCCAGAGCUAGACCAAAGAAAUGGAUCCAUCCAAGAGAGCAGAAAAGCAACUCACCAUUGGGUGUCCCUGAAAGGACAUCUGCAUAGCCCUCCUGAACACACCCAGGGCACAUACGAAUGUCUGUUUGUCAAAUCCAAAGCUGUCAUUCCCAGACCUCUCAGUCUCAGGGACCAGGAAAUAAAAGUUCUUUCUAAUCAGUGUCUUACAAAGGUUGGUAAAGCUAUGUACAUGUUUGCAGCUCUGAUCAUGCACUAACCAUAUUCAUUUAUCUGUCUAUAUGCUUGGAGAAUGUGAGGAAACAAAGCUAUAUAGAACCCAUGCUCGUAAGGGUAUAGAUUAUAGAA
This is a messenger RNA of Mastomys coucha (southern multimammate mouse), 3963 nucleotides long. It is a transcript of the gene St6galnac3, whose product is annotated as ST6 N-acetylgalactosaminide alpha-2,6-sialyltransferase 3. Lineage: Eukaryota; Metazoa; Chordata; Mammalia; Rodentia; Muridae. Bases 151 to 1116 code for a protein of 321 amino acids. Gene Ontology annotation, molecular function: alpha-N-acetylgalactosaminide alpha-2,6-sialyltransferase activity. Gene Ontology annotation, biological process: oligosaccharide metabolic process; ganglioside biosynthetic process. The transcript is spliced from 6 exons. The record is from RefSeq and is a predicted model, not a curated record.